This is a messenger RNA of Pyricularia grisea, 1332 nucleotides long. RefSeq lists its product as uncharacterized. Lineage: Eukaryota; Fungi; Ascomycota; Sordariomycetes; Magnaporthales; Pyriculariaceae. Gene Ontology annotation, cellular component: nucleus. The transcript has 4 exons. The coding region runs from base 158 to 1018 and encodes 286 amino acids. The record is from RefSeq and is a predicted model, not a curated record. Gene Ontology annotation, biological process: nucleosome disassembly; nucleosome assembly; DNA replication-dependent chromatin assembly. Gene Ontology annotation, molecular function: histone binding.
CGACUGUAGACCCUCGCCGUAUAGCUUGAUCUGUUUUCGUCGUGUUAAGUUUUUUUCUACCUCGCCAAUAAAAGACACCCAACGUGAUAUCUACGCUUCUAUCAAAAAACUUUAUCUGUUAAACUGCCAGAAACGUCUCCCACGCCCCACCGCUACCAUGUCUGUCGUAACACUGCUUGGAGCAAAUAUUAUGAACAACCCUGCCAAGUUCACAGACAAGUACGAGUUUGAGAUCACCUUCGAGUGCUUGGAGCAGCUGGAGAAGGAUCUUGAAUGGAAACUCACAUAUGUCGGUUCUGCCACAUCCGACCAGUAUGACCAAGAGCUUGAUAGCCUACUGGUUGGGCCGAUUCCUGUCGGGGUCAACAAGUUCAUCUUCGAAGCGGCCGCACCCGACACGAGCAAAAUCCCCGACACAGACGUACUGGGCGUUACCGUCAUUCUUCUGACCUGCUCGUACGAUGAACGCGAGUUUGUCCGCGUUGGAUACUAUGUAAACAAUGAGUAUGAUUCGGAGGAACUCAAUGCCGACCCACCGGCCAAGCCUAUCAUCGAUCGCAUCCGCCGCAACAUUCUUGCUGAUAAGCCUCGUGUGACGAGGUUUGCAAUCAAGUGGGAUUCUGAACUCACGGCACCUGCCGAAUUCCCCCCUGACCAACCUGAGGCUGAUUUGGUAGCCGACGAGGAGGAGUAUGGUGCCGAGGAACUUGCUGAGGAAGAGGAGGAAGAGGCUGCUGCCACUGGCGCUGCAACUAAUGGCGAGGGCUCCGCUGCAACCGCCGGCCAGGAUUCGGAGAUGGCUGUUGACGGGGCUGAAGGUGCCGAGAAUGGCGCUAACGACGACGAGCUUUCAGACGAUGGCAGUGUCGACAUCGAGGGUGAGAGUGACGACGAGCUCGAAGAAGAGCUUCAGGAGGGUGAAGGUGAUGCCGGUGAUGCUAUGGACAUGGAUGUCGACAUGGACAAGCCAUCGCAGGCUUCUGGCGCUCAGAAACCUGCCGAGAUUAUGUCUCACUAAUGGAAACGAAUGUUACGACAAGACUUGCAUCAGCAGGGCGCUUGCGCGGCGUUUUUCUUUUGACGCUUUGCGUCACGUCUAGGGUGUGAUUAUCACGUUUGGCUGGGCUUGGGAAAAUACCAUUUGGAUGACGGAUGAAGUAGGACUUUACGAUUGUUUGCGUUUUAUCUUUUAUUUCUGCACCACGCUGUUGAAUGAAGAGGGAUACAGAAAGCUGGUUAGAUUAAUUAUUUGCAAUACGGCGAUCAAACUUGGCAUGAUUCCUUAUAGACACCUAGUGCAGCUACAAAUACACAGGCUGCCUUGAUGAGAAA